Molecule: messenger RNA, 480 nt
Organism: Striga asiatica
Lineage: Eukaryota; Viridiplantae; Streptophyta; Magnoliopsida; Lamiales; Orobanchaceae
Source: the annotation of a GenBank genome assembly
AUGCAGGAGAAGCCCGAAGCGAAGAAGUUUCGUAAUAAGGCAAUACAUCCCUUUAUUGAAGAACAAUGGGAUCGUCUAUUUCGAGACACAGUUGCUACUGGGUCAGCUUGUGUAGCGCCUUCCGCCACUCAUGAAUCUUUGAACAAUAAUGAGCCUGUGAACAUAGAUGAUGAUGAAGACAAUGAGGGGGAUGUGAAUUUAGUGGAUGGAAAUGAUACUUAUUUAACAUAUUCUCACUACUCUUCUCGGUUAGAAGACUUGGAACAGGAAGAGAAUGGUUUUUGGAAUGAUUUCGUGGCUACAGUGAAUGGUAAUGAUCCGAGUCAUCCACCAAUUCUGGCCAGCUCAACUCCUAAUAUUGUCUCUAAAGGUACUCAAUCAAGUAAACCGACCCCAAUGUCCACUAAAACCAAAGAAUUGAAGCACAAAAGGAGACAAUCUGGUGGAUCUGUAAUGAUUAAACAUCACUUAGAUAAGUAA